CCCGCCCUUUCCCUUUCCCCUACACACUUUACCGCAGGCUUUGUCUCGUCUAAGACGUCUGUGGCCGGCUUUGUUGCCACCCCAUCAUCCAUCCUUCCCCCACGCACCACUCCUCCCCUACCGCCACCAUGCCAUCGCUAAAGAGAGCCCUCAACAAGCUGAAGACGGGCUCCAGCAGCCAGCCCAACACCGACGACGAAAAGUCGCUCAAGAGCCCCCAGCCCAAUGGCCAAUCCCCCAUUGCCUCGCCCAUAUCCUCUCCGCGCAGCAGUGGUAUGUUUGGCCGCAGCAGCGGCACCUUCGACCGUCGCGAGGCCCGCGGCAGUGGCACCUUCGAUCGCACCAACCACCGCAACAGCACCUUCUCUACCGGCGCCUCGCACAGCCCCAUCCGCGCCGUCCGCGAGAAGCUGCACCUCAUCCACGAUGACGACUCGGACUCGGGAGACGUGCCUCUCAACCGCGAAGGCGAGCCCAUGAGCAAGGCGCAGCAGAAGAAGCACGAAAAGCAGGCCGAGGCCGAGAAGCACAAGAGAGAAGCCGAGGAGCGGCAAGAGGCUCAGCAGCAGAAGAGGCGGGAAAUGGAACAGCGGGCCAAGAAGGAGGAAACGCCAGAGAUGAGCGCCAAGUACGGCGUCCUUCCCGUGAACAUGUACGCGACCGACCGCGAGCAUGUGGACCGCUACAACAUCAUGGACCUGUCCCCGGAGCAGGUCGGCAAAGAAAUCGUCUUCAGGGCACGUAUCCACCACAUCCGGAAGAUGAGCGCACAUCUGGUCUUCUUCGUCUUCCGCCAGCAGACAACAACCGUACAAGGAGUACUGCACGAGCAUGCUCAUAUCUCUCCCCACUUUGUUUACUGGGCCGAGCAUCUAGACGCCGAGUCGGUCGUCCUGGUCAAGGGUAUCAUCCAGGAGCCCAAGGCUAAGGAGGGCGCCAUCAAGAGCACCACCAUCCACAAUGUCGAGAUCUCUGUGCACGAGCUUCACGUCGAAGGCAAGGUCACCGAGUCCCUUCCUUUCAAUGUGGCCGAAGCCGAGGUUUCCAAGGCCGAGACCGAAAAGGAGGGCGAUACUCGCGUCAGAGUGUCCGACAGGACUCGGUUGUCGAACCGCAUCAUCGAUCUUCGUACGACCACAUCCCAAGGCAUCUUUCGCAUCCAGUCUGGCAUCUGUAACCUUUUCCGUUCCUACUUGGACUCCCAAGGGUUCAUCGAAAUUCACACGCCAAAAUUGCAAGGUGGUGCGACCGAGUCUGGCGCUAGUGUCUUCAAGAUCGAUUACUUUGGUCGCCCUGCAUUCCUGGCCCAGUCCCCUCAGUUGGCCAAGCAGAUGUGUAUCUCUGCCGACUUCGGCAAGGUCUACGAAAUUGGUGCCGUGUUCCGUGCCGAAAACAGCAACACUCACAGACACAUGACUGAAUAUACCGGUCUCGAUCUUGAGAUGGCCAUUGACGAACAUUACCACGAAGUGCUACGCGUUCUUGACAACACCUUCAAGCACAUUUUCAAGGGUGUCUAUCAACACUACCGGCACGAAAUCGAUGUCGUUAAGCGCCAGUUCCCGCACGAGGAUCUCGUAUGGGCAGACCAAACUCUCCGGCUGACCUUCGCUGAGGCCAUCAAGUUGCUCAACGAGUCUGGCUGGAGGGACGAGAACGGCGACCCGCUUCCGGAAAAUGAAGACAUGGGCACGAAGGAUGAAAUCCAACUCGGCAAGGUCGUCAAGCAGAAGUACGGCGUUGACUACUACAUCAUCGACAAGUUCCCGACUUCCGCAAGACCUUUCUAUACCAUGCCUGACCCCAACAACCCUGAGGUUACCAACUCCUUCGAUAUCUUCCUCCGUGGCCAAGAAAUACUGUCUGGUGGUCAGCGUAUCCAUGAUGCAGACAUGCUAGUGAAUAACAUGGAGAAACAGAAGAUGGACCCCAGAACAUUGGAGGAAUACGUGCAGGGCUUUGGAUGGGGCGCUCCCCCUCACGGAGGUGGAGGCAUUGGUCUUGAGCGUAUGCUCAUGCUCUUCCUUAACUUGGGCGAUAUCAGGCACGGUUCUCUCUUCCCUCGCGAUCCCAGGAGUUUGCCCGCAAAGGCGCCUGUGAAGCAGCUGCGGCAUCCUGAAGCAAGCACCAUGCAUCCGCCAUGGGAAGGCCAGGAUCGCGCCGCUGCCGCCAUCGACUUCCAGCCCAUCGAGAAGCUCAUUGCCAACUAUGGUGAUGCAUCCAACACUUCGUGGUUGGAAGAGCGCACGCAGAUCUGGCGUGACGAAUACACCGGCGCUGCUGUUGGCUACGUGCCCCAGGGUGACUAUGCUAUUACCGUUGGCGACCCCCUUUGCCACCAAUCGCAGUACACUAAGAUCAUCUCCGGAUACCUGCGCUUCAUCAAGAGAGAGCGUAACCUCAAGCCUCUCUGGCUACUCUGUGGUCCCGAUGUGGAGGAGGCACUCGCGACGCGCUUCAACUGGCGGACCUUCUCAGUUGCUGCCGAACAACGUCUUGAUCCGAGCAACAACCCAGCUGCCCAUGACCAUGACCUGCAGCGCAAGAUCCGUCAUGCGGAAAAGGAGGGUGUCAAGCUUCACGACUUCCCUCUCGGAUCGCCGCCACCGCGGGAUGUUCGUGAGAAGAUCGAUCAGCGCAUCAAGGAUUGGCUGGCCAAUCGCAAGGGCAAGCAGGUCCACUUGACAGACAUCCACCCAUGGCAGGACAUGGAUCAUCGCCAGUACCACUACGCUGUUGACAAGGAUGGCACCAUCGCCGCCUUCGUUGCCAUGGCGCAACUUAGCCCCGACCAUGGCUGGCAGGUCAAGUACUCGCUUGACUUCCCCGGUGCUCCUUCUGGCGCUAUCGAGCACAUUGUUACGCACGCCCUCAAGGCUGUGGCGGCUACUGGUUCGACCAACGUCACGUUUGGUGGUGGUGCUAGCCAGCGCUUCACGCCUGGUCACAACAUGAAGAAGCCUCGCGUCAAGGUUUUGAGCCGUGCUUACCAGGCCAUUGCCACCGAGCUCAAGCUCACCAACAAGAGCGAGUUCCGUGAGAAGCUCGGUGCUCACGAAGACCCGGUCUACAUCUGCUACCCACCCCAUGGUCUGGGCCCAAUGGGAGUGAAGGCUAUUAUGAGCUUCUUUGAGGAUGACGAGUAAAGGAGCAAAGAAAAGCAAAGCAGAGUGACAUCCAAUGACUGAUUUCUGCCAAUAGGUCAGAUGAAGCGCGGGUCUCAGAAGCAGAUCGAAUGGGUGGAACUGCUAAAGCAGCUCCGCAAGAUACCCGAUGGACGGAAACUGAUCAUGCAACGGAGCAUGUGGUCAGGAUUGACGUGUACUACGAAGAGCGGCUCCUUUUGUUUAUUGUGCUUUUUCGACUCUUCUCUUCCCCUUGAUGCAGAUUCCCCCAAGAGCGCGUUGUUAUAGUUAUGAGUGCUACGAGUAAACCCUUAAUUCAGAUAUUAGAAAGCUUGAGCUGCG
Aplosporella prunicola CBS 121167 is the source of this 3467-nucleotide messenger RNA. RefSeq lists its product as uncharacterized. NCBI's taxonomy places the organism in Eukaryota, Fungi, Ascomycota, Dothideomycetes, Botryosphaeriales, Aplosporellaceae. The transcript is spliced from 2 exons. Gene Ontology annotation, biological process: aspartyl-tRNA aminoacylation. The record is from RefSeq and is a predicted model, not a curated record. Bases 129 to 3146 code for a protein of 1005 amino acids. Gene Ontology annotation, molecular function: aspartate-tRNA ligase activity; ATP binding; RNA binding. Gene Ontology annotation, cellular component: cytosol; cytoplasm; aminoacyl-tRNA synthetase multienzyme complex.